Knipowitschia caucasica is the source of this 2331-nucleotide messenger RNA. NCBI's taxonomy places the organism in Eukaryota, Metazoa, Chordata, Actinopteri, Gobiiformes, Gobiidae. The record is from the annotation of a GenBank genome assembly.
AUGGAAGAGGAGACCAAACCGGAGAGCAGCGAGAAAACGGCCAUCUCCAAAUCUACUUCAACGAGUGAGAAACCAGACACAGAAGACGUUAAAACUGCAAAAACAGAACAGAUUUGUGAUGAUGAUGAGGAGCCCGCCGCAGUCACGGAGGAAGAGCCUCAGAAGGACCAUGAAACCCCCAAAAGUCAAAGCCAGGACACCGCCGCAGAUAAGCCGCCCGCCCAGAAGCCUCCCAUCAGCACUUUCUUUGCUCCCAGAAAAGCAGCAGCAGCAGCGGUGAAAACGGAAAGCGUGGAGGUGAGCGAAGGAGAGAAGAAGAAGAGGAAGAGUCUGGGAGAGGAUCGGAAAAGUGAGGGAACUUCAGGACAAACGGACUACGAUCCUUCGAGGCCAAACUACCAUCCCAUAGACCACGCCUGCUGGAAGCACGGGCAAAAAGUGCCGUACCUGGCCGUGGCACGCACCUUCGAGAGGAUAGAAGAGGAUUCUGGACGGCUCAGGAACAUAGAGACCCUGUCUAACUUCCUCCGCUCUGUGCUGCUGCUGUCUCCAGACGACCUCCUGUGCUGUGUGUACCUGUGUCUGAACCAGCUGGGACCGGCUUAUCUCGGCGUGGAGCUGGGAGUGGGCGAGACGGUUCUGAUGAAGGCAGUCGCUCAGGCCACAGGGCGACAGCUGGAUAAGAUCAAAGCAGAGGCUCAGGAGCGAGGAGACCUGGGGCUGGUGGCAGAGAGCUCUCGCAGUAACCAGAGGAUGAUGUUCCAACCGGCCAGUCUGACCGCCGCCGCCGUCUUCAAGAAACUCAAGGAGAUCGCAGCCAUGAGCGGGAACUCGGCCAUGAAUAAGAAAAUCGACAUCAUCAAAGGGCUUUUCGUGGCGUGCCGUUUCUCCGAAGCUCGCUACAUCGUCAGGUCGCUGGCCGGGAAACUCAGAAUAGGGUUGGCCGAGCUGAGCGUCCUGUCUGCUCUGAGCCAAGCCGUGUGUCUGACGCCACCCGCACAAGACUUCCCUCCUGCUGUGAUCGACGCCGGGAAAGGCAUGAGCAACGACGGGAAACGCUCCUGGAUCGAAGAGAAGACGCUUAUCCUCAAACAGACCUAUUGUGAAAUGCCCAAUUACGACGUCCUCAUCCCGGUCCUUCUGAAGGAGGGCAUCGACGAGCUCCCCAAGCACUGCAAGCUCACUCCAGGAGUCCCUCUGAGGCCCAUGUUGGCUCAUCCCACUAAAGGAGUGGCAGAAGUCAUGAAGAGGUUUGACGAGGCCACGUUCACCUGUGAAUACAAGUACGACGGAGAGAGGGCUCAGAUCCACAUCCUGCAGAACGGAGACGUGCGAGUCUUCAGCCGCAACCAGGAAGACAACACCUCCAAGUACCCAGACAUCAUCUCCCGCAUCCCCACGGUGAAGAAGGAGUCGGUGGUGUCUUGCGUUCUGGAUUCUGAAGCCGUGGCCUGGGACCGAGAGAAGAAGCAGAUCCAGCCGUUCCAGGUCCUCACCACACGGAAGAGGAAGGAUGUGGAUGCUUCUGAGAUCAAAGUCCAAGUGUGUGUGUAUGCCUUCGACCUGCUGUAUCUGAAUGGAGAGUCGUUGGUGAAGCAGCCGCUGUCCAGACGGAGGGCUCUGCUCCACGAGAGUUUCUCUGAAGUCGAAGGAGAGUUUGUUUUUGCCAAAUCCAUCGACACCGACAACACGGACACCAUCGCAGAGUUCCUGGAGCAGUCUGUGAAAGAUUCCUGUGAGGGUUUGAUGGUGAAGACUCUGGAGAAAGACGCCACUUAUGAAAUCGCCAAAAGGUCUCACAACUGGCUCAAGUUGAAGAAGGACUAUCUGGACGGAGUGGGGGACACGAUGGACCUGUGUGUGAUCGGAGCGUAUCUGGGGAAAGGGAAGAGGACCGGGACGUACGGAGGCUUCCUGUUGGCCUGCUACGACGAGGAGAACGAGGAGUUUCAGUCUGUCUGCAAGAUCGGCACCGGCUUUAAAGAAGAGGAUCUGGAGCAGCACUACAAGUUUCUCAAGGAGCACAUCCUCCAGGCGCCGCGGGCGUACUACCGCGUGGACUCGUCUGCGGAGCCGGACGUGUGGCUGGACGCGGUGCAGGUCUGGGAGGUGAAGUGUGCAGACCUCUCCCUGUCCCCGGUCUACAAGGCCGGACUCGGACUGGUGGAUCCAGAAAAAGGCAUUUCUCUAAGAUUCCCUCGUUUCCUUCGAAUCAGAGACGAUAAGAAACCGGAGGACGCCACCACCGGAUCACAGAUCGCAGACUUGUACAUGAAGCAGCAGCAGAUCCAGAACCAGGGGGAGAAGGCGGAGCCUGAGGAUUACUACUGA